Rubroshorea leprosula is the source of this 1447-nucleotide messenger RNA. NCBI's taxonomy places the organism in Eukaryota, Viridiplantae, Streptophyta, Magnoliopsida, Malvales, Dipterocarpaceae. The record is from the annotation of a GenBank genome assembly.
GGACAAUAAAAUUUUUCCCCUAAAAACGUUUUAAAUAAUAUGAAAUUUAGGCACCUGGGCCUCGAUUCCCUAUAUGGAAUUUAGAACCUUAUUUGGGGAUAAAUUAAAAUUUGACACACCCAAAGUAAAAUCCAGCCGAAUCCUUUAAACAUCCAAAAUGUGUGUAACUGAAAUGAAUUUUGAUGAAUGAUGAAAUAUGGUUCUUCCUCUCCUUCUCGACCUCUCUCUUCUUCUCUAUUGUCUUCUUCAUUCCUCCUCCUGCUUCUCUUCUAAAUUCUUUACUGAAUCCCUAAUUCUUCCUUUCUAAUCUCCAUUUCUGGUUUGGUUGCAGUCAAUUGGUAUCAGAGCUUCUCUUCUCUUGAUCUGUGGUACCAAUUUCAUCAAAAUCCCAAAAUUCCAUUUCUAUCGCCUCUGUCUAUCCUGUAAACCCUACAAACCCGAAUCAAGAUUCAUCAGUAUAGAAGCCAUGGCUGAAGAUACAGAUUUUCAAGAACUAUAAAGAGAGUUUUCUGAAUUCCAGAGAAAACAUGAUGCUGAUUUUGCAAAUUUGGAGGAGAGGUUGUCAUCCAUGGAGAAUGCUCUAAGGACAGCCAUAAGGAAUGCUCUGAGGGAUGGGUUUUUCAUGAUACAAGCAAUUAAUGACGGAUGGAACUCACCGGCACUGGAGGUCUGCCAAACAUUCCAAACCCAGAUUCAUACAACUCAGGGCCAGAUUCAUGAUCAAGAUUGCAAUGUAAGGGAUUCUGGUACUUUUAAUUCCGUAUCUGAUCUUGAAUGCAUGACUGUAAUUGGAGAAAUUGAGUUGCCUUUGGUAUCCACGCCGGUUCCUAUUACCUAAAAUUUGUGGUUUUCGUGUUUUGGUUACUAUGAUGAACAUUCCAUGAGUUGGGUGUUUAGAAAUUGAGAUUAAAAGGUACAUCACUCUUGAGUUUGAAAAAUUUUAAAGCGUUCAAACCUCCAAUGUUGAUUUUGUUGAUUAAUUUGACCAUAAGGCAACGGGAAGCCUAAAGCUACAGGGUUGAAAUUUGGGGAUUGUAUUGAUAUUUAAUUACUGAUGCUUUAGGGACGUUAAGUGGUCCCUAUUUUUCCAAUAUAAUUAAUCUCUUAGUUUCUUUCUUCGUGAAACUGCCGCUUUCUCGGAUUCUUCCUUCCAAGUUUCAACCAAACUCUUUGUCUUGGCUCUUGAUCGCUCUCUUCCUCUGCCUGACUCUCAGAUUUAUACUCACAUAGAUAGUGCUGUAUUGCAUACUUAUUGUUCAGGUUUUGAUCCUUUUACGCAGAGUUAGUUUCUUUCUUUCUUCUUCUUCUUCUUCUCUUGUUAAUUGUUUGAUUUUAUUUUUGUCUUCCUAUUGCAACAAUUCCUUAAAUGAGUUUAGAGUUUUUUACGAGGUGUUUAGGUUCAGAUUAAGUGUCUUCCUUUACUGGGUAAUUAAAAUUUGGUCUUUGU